AUGGUGAAUAUCAUACUAAACAGGAGUAUAAGUUCAAGUAGCUGUCUACUUGCUAGGAGUUUAAAAUUUAAGGAUCUUUCUAAAAUCAAAUUAAGAGAACCGAUCUUACCUACAAUAAACAACUUUGAAGUAUCACCAGAUCAUCCAUUAUGGCAAUUUUUUCCACAAGGUUCAAAUACAACAACUCCCAUUAGACAAUCAGAAGAUUUAGAUUUAGAUUCAAGAGGAUGGACAUCUGCUGAAUUACGUAGGAAAUCAUUUGAAGAUUUGCAUAAAAUUUGGUAUUUAUGUUUAAAAGAACGUAAUAUACUCGCAAGGGAAGUUAGAACUGGUGAACUGAUUGGUAUGAUGGAUUUUAGUAGAUUUAAUUCGAUAGAUAUUAAAUUAAUAAAAACACAAAAGAGAAUUAAACAAGUAUUAUUAGAAAGACAAAUUGCUUAUGAAAGGUCACAAAUUGACUUUACUGAAGAGAAAACCAAAUACUUACAAGAAUUUAGAGAGUCAUUUUUAAACUGUGAGGAAGGAGAGUUUGAAGAACAGUAUGAAAAGUUGAUUCGUUUACAAUAUGCAUUUUUUGGAAUUCCACCAGAGUUGAAAGUUGAAAAUUUGGAUGAGGAUAUUACUAUUAAUUUCAUAAAUGGAUUAGAAUAUGUUUCAAAUUUGAAAUUGGAAAGAUAUUUAAAAAAUAAUGAUGUUGAAUUUGAAAUGCCACUCAAUGGUCCAAUGGAACAAUUACCAUUUUUGUUGUUUGAUGUAGAAGAGGCAAUUAAUCAAGUUAAAACCUUAAGAGAAGAAGGUAUAAAUAUUAAAUUGAAGAAGAUUGAAAUUAUACCAUUUUUGAAAAAUGCAAUUACUAAACAUAUAGAACAAGAAGAAGAAGGAGAAACAACCAUGUAA
This is a messenger RNA of Insectozyma verbasci, 897 nucleotides long. Lineage: Eukaryota; Fungi; Ascomycota; Pichiomycetes; Serinales; Debaryomycetaceae. The record is from the annotation of a GenBank genome assembly.